Molecule: messenger RNA, 3184 nt
Organism: Octopus sinensis (East Asian common octopus)
Lineage: Eukaryota; Metazoa; Mollusca; Cephalopoda; Octopoda; Octopodidae
Product: chondroitin sulfate synthase 1-like
Exons: 3
Coding region: 896-3103 (735 amino acids)
Cellular component (GO): Golgi cisterna membrane
Molecular function (GO): glucuronosyl-N-acetylgalactosaminyl-proteoglycan 4-beta-N-acetylgalactosaminyltransferase activity
Source: RefSeq, a predicted model, not a curated record
UAUCUGUUACUCUCUCUCCCUAUCUGUCACACCCUCUCUACCUGUCACACACCCUCUCUCUAACCCCGACCCUUCUAUACGCUCACUCUCUUCAGACGUGACAAACACACGAAGCGUCAAGAAGUUCCAAAUGUCCAAAGAAAAUGGUAAGAAUUCCAUCCAGAGUGCUGAAAAUACCCCAUAGACCACGAAGGAGUAUUUUUACGAAGUUCCACUACUCGACGGUCGUGUGGACUUUCAUCGGAUUCGUUAUCGGGUUGUUUUCCUUGCAUGUCUUGGUCUGGGUGAGGCCGGAAACGUUCUGCGACAGCGUUUUCCACAGCGAAAAGGAUCUGCAACAUCUUCUGCUGCAACGCCAGCAACAACAACAACAUCAGCUGCAAAAACUACUGCAAAGAAAGAAACAAGAUGGCCGAGACUUUGCCAAGCCACAACGGCAGCAUCCUCAUCCUCAUCCUCAUCAUCAACAACAACAACAACAACAACAGCAGCAGCAGGAGCAAGAACGAGGGGACGAAGAACGGUCCGCGGGUCUUGCCAUUGUCGCCGUCCACGUCGGAGAAACGUCCCCGCUCUCCUUCAGCCUGUCUCGCAAUUCCUGGUGGCAGGAAGAGCAGCGGGCGAGGAGGAUGAAGAUGGGGCAGUUGUCGAGGAGAGGGGCUGGCGGCGGGGGGCCCCUUCCGGCUCCCCCACCCGACCCGCCAGCCACGAAGCCCCUCUUUGACCACGCGAUAAUGCAUUUCGUCGACUCGAGUUUCUACAAGGAGAGAAGAAACGAGGUUUUGUACCCCCGCUGUGGUCGUCAGGGGACGAGGCGGCACACAGGGGGGAAGGCGGUGGAAGUGCCAAAAGCACAACAGCAAAUGACCUGGAGGAAUCUGAAGUGGUGGUGGCCAUGGAUGGUUUGGUGAGAUCAUCGGUGAACGAGGGUUUCGAGAAAGUACUUCGGUUGCUGGUUGUUGCGAAUGAUAGUGGAAUCCCCAUGUCCGAACAGGGAUAUAUCUUCGUUGCAGGGGAUGCCUUGUUGGACGAGACAGUGCUCUAUAACCUCAUUAAUUAUGUGCAGAUCAAGAGCAUGUCAAAUACGACGGCGAGAAACGUCAGCACAAAUGAGCAAAACGUCAAAAGACGGCUGUUGUUCGACGGCGGUGACGGUGGUACUGGUGGACAAGCAGCUUUCGGGUUGUCAAUGACUAUGGCACAAACGUGGGACAACGGGAAGAACUGUACGCGCCACCGUCGUCAUCACGAAGCGGGGACAAAUGUCAAAGACGGCAACGACUGUGAGUUCGUCGAAGGAAUCAUAGUGACGCGUGACAAACUGGACGAAUUCAGGAGACAACGCAUGGCUGUCAAUUGUAGUAGCGGCUCCGAUGGACAGACGAGAGGAUGCAAUACAAAGCAGGCUGGUGCCAGGUUCGCAGAUGGAGGCACAAGGGGAGCCACGAGUUCUCACUCCUACCUCGAGGCCGCAUCAUAUGUCCAGUGUUUCUUCAACUCGAAGGUGAACACUCAACGAGACAUAGGACACACCUGCCAAUGGAAAGAAUCUCUGGGGAACCGUCAGAUGGAAAACCUGAAGUUGACGGAUGUGAUAUCGCCCCAGGGUCCCCGACCAGCUUUCCAAGAACUCUAUUUGUACUUCAAACAACAGCACCUGCGGGAACUAGUAUCGAGGAGUGCCUAUCUACGCUCUGAGGUGUUUGCCACAACUAAAAUGGUUUCAUUCUUGACUCGUGGCAAGUCUUUUAGGUACGACUACCAGAAACAGUUUGACACCUGGAACAGGUAUUGGAGCAGGAAUCAGACAGCAGCAGUAUCCGAAAGCUUCCUGGAUGAAGACACCCACUGGAAGUUUACAAACGACCGAUAUAUAUAUACGACUCAUAACAUACAUAAAUCCCCAGUUCAGAAAUUGUAUUUCAAAGGUACUUUGAGACUUUUGGAGGAUUCUUUGAAUAGUUUGUUUUACGAACUGAAUUUCAUGUCUCCUUUUCUGGAGAGCGUCAAGUUCCAUCACUCUUACCAACACUUCUCACCGUUGUUUGGGGUGUGGCAUUUUGUGAACGUUGUCGCAUCCACCAGUAACAUGACGGUAAGUAAAAACACCACCGAUGCCACCACCACCACCAACAACAACAACAGCAAUGGCAGGGGUAAGAACAUGGUGGCGGCUGUAGCGGACAGGAAAGUUGCCAAUAUGGCGUUCUUGACCACUGAAAAAUUCCUUCAACUUCAAGUGACCGAGUUUCCGAACUGGAGCGAUCAGACAAUUUUUUCAACAUCCUCAUCUUAUUCAUCAUCAUUAACCAGUGAGCACAUCAGCAUAAUUGUACCUGUCGCUGGACGAGACGACGCUUUCAACCGUUUCACUGCAUUGUUGCGACCAGUUCUUGCCAACGACACGAACAUCAGUUUCAUCUUCAUCAUAUUCAUUCAGGCGCGAAAUGACAACAAAAUAAUGCUUAUCCGCCGACUACAACUAGAAUAUCCGCAUGUUUCUUUCCGCUCGGUCAAUAAAAGAACGACGUUUUCACGAGCCGAAGCUCUGCAGAUCGGAGUCAAUCUCGUCGAGCGUGACGACGUCAUCUUGUUGUUCAUGGACAUCGAUAUGGUGUUCACAAGUUCAUUUCUCGCCCGCGUCAGACAAUUCACGGUCAGGCACCGACGAGCGUAUUUCCCAAUCUACUUCAGUCAGUACAUAUCAGCCGAGAAAUGCAAUCCAGAAUAUCCGACGCUGUGCUCCCCAUUUCGCUUCCGACCCGACGACGGCUUCUGGCGUUUCUACGGUUACGGUAUGGCGUCGAUUUACAAGAGUGACUUCCUGUCAGUGGGAGGUUACGAUGUAAAGAUCAAGGGCUGGGGGUUGGAAGACUUGAAAAUGUAUGAAGCUUGCAUCAAUAGAAACAUGGAGGUGUUUCGAGCACCGGACCCAGGACUUGUACAUAUCUACCACAGCAAGAGCUGUUCCCCUUCAUUAGCAGCCAAUCAGUAUGGCAUGUGCCAGGAGACCAAAUUCAGCAUUUACCUGCAUGAACACACUUCAGCUGAACUGGUCUACGGAGAGCAGGAGUUGAUAGAUCGGGCCCCACCGUGGAAAUAAAUAAUGCACAAAAGAAACGCACUCACACGUGCACAAAUUGAAUUCUGGCCAUGCUGGGGCAUCGCUUUGAAGGGUUUUAGC